GUUUUUGUGUAUCCCGUUUUAGGCUUUCUGGGAAUAGCAGGAAAUGUCGUCACCGGGGUAAUCCUAAGACGCAGCGGACUGGAGAAGCCCACGAACAUCCUGCUGCUGGCACUGGCGAUUUCCAGCAUCAGCUGCUUACUGCCCACCAUCGAUAUCUUCUCUUUGCUGCGGCAGUUCAACAAGAUGAUACCGCAAAGGUAUUACAUCGCGUGGGAAUACGAGCCGGGGAAAUCUCGGUUCGCGUAUUUCUGCUUCCACGCGACGACUUUCAUUUUCUUUCAAAGCCGGUACGGAAAUCAAGUCACGUCGUCAAUCUGCGUGCUAAUUACCCUGGAGAGACUUGUUGUCAUAUUUUUUCCAAUGAGAAUUAAAAGCAUCAUCACGCUGAAGAGGACUUUAGCCGUGGUUAUAUUCGUGCACCUGCUCUGGCUGCCACAUCUCGUAUUGAGCAUAAGAGCUUGCAAAGCUCGAGUAAUCUAUUUCGACGACGUGGACACAUACGGACUGCUGCUGUCCUUUGAAGACAACGAUCUUUUGAAUAACAUUGAACUGGUCGCCGAUUGGCUGUGCGGAAUCAUUCCCGUCACUGUUAUCGUCCUCGGCACGGUCACGAUGAGCGUGAAGCUGAGGUUCAUCCUCAAGAAAAGGAGACGCCUGACUUCGUCUCUGAGGGGGACCCACUCCCUGCGGCUCUCCAAAACGUUGAUUGUCCUGUGUGUUCUGUUCUGCCUCUGUCACACGAACGAGUUCAUUUUCCUGUUUAAAACGUUCUACAAGAAUGAAAACCGUCUCAUGGGGGAGAUAAUAAUCAUGUUUUCUUUCGUGGACAGCGCUAGUCACUUUCUUGUGUACAUCUUCUUAAAUAAAAACUUCAGGUCAGUU
This is a messenger RNA of Lymnaea stagnalis (great pond snail), 882 nucleotides long. The record is from the annotation of a GenBank genome assembly. NCBI's taxonomy places the organism in Eukaryota, Metazoa, Mollusca, Gastropoda, Lymnaeidae.